AUGGCACCUUAUGAAGCUUUAUAUGGAAGGAAGUGCAGAUCACCAAUUGGCUGGUUUGAAGUAGGCGAAACUGCUUUAUUUGGACCAGACCUUGUUCUUCAAGCUAUGGAAAAAGUUAAGGUGAUACAACAAUGGCUAGCAACAACUCAAAUCCGACACAAAUCAUAUGCAGAUGUUAGAAGAAGAGGAUUAGAAUUUUCUAUCGGAGAUUGGGUGUUCUUGAAAGUAUCGCCAAUGAAAGGGUGCGUAGGUGACCCAUCCUAUAUCACUCCUAUUAAAGAUGUACAAGUUACAGGGGAUCUCACCUAUGAAGAAGUACCUAGUGCUAUUCUGGAUCGUCAAGUUAAAAAGCUAAGGAAUAAAGAAAUGGCUUCAGUAAAGGUGCUUUGUAGGAACCAACAAGUGGAAGAAGUAACGUGGGAAGUUGAGAAAGCGAUGAAAUCCAAGUACCCAUAUUUAUGUGAACCUAAAGGGGAAGUACAAGGUGCAGAAUGGGGGCAUUAA
This is a messenger RNA of Solanum stenotomum, 504 nucleotides long. RefSeq lists its product as uncharacterized. The record is from RefSeq and is a predicted model, not a curated record. Bases 1 to 504 code for a protein of 167 amino acids. The transcript is spliced from 2 exons. NCBI's taxonomy places the organism in Eukaryota, Viridiplantae, Streptophyta, Magnoliopsida, Solanales, Solanaceae.